AUGCCAGCGCGAAGCAUGAAAUCAAAUGUAAGCAAAGACUGCAUAAGAGAGAACAAACUCCAUGUCUACCGCAAGUCAACAAAGGUGUCCCAAAGGUUGUACUCUGAGGACAAAGCAUCUCAUCUAACAGGUAAUCCUACACAGGCUUCUCUGAACGGAAUUUGAUAUAAUUUUAUGCCUUUUAAACGGUGUUAGAGAGCUUCAUUUGUUUAGUUUGGGGUCGAGCUUUCGGGACUGUAGGAGAGGGUUGUAUGCAAGUAUAAGUUUUUAAUGAAGAGGAAUCAUGUUCAACAAAUGCAAAACUUCUGCCUUACAAGAUUUUCUCAUCGCCUUUUCAUUUAUUGUUACGUCAUCUGUGCUCAUUUAUUUCAUUUCUACAUGUAAAAGGUCUUUUAUUCUUGGUUUAUCAAGUACUGCUCAAGUUAGAAAUUCACAUUUAUGAAGUGGCUUCUUGCCUUGCUACUUUUCUGAAAAAGUUAACAUGUUUCUGCAGCUUGUCCUGCUGUUGACGUUUCUGGUGAAAUUAUUAUUCCAGCUAACGUCGUUGAGCAGGAGGGUUUGUUUUAUCAGUCCAAUGAUCAUGUGAAUGUGCUUUUAUCAGUGCCAGAUUCAACGCCUACUGAUGGAAAGGUGGUGCUUCUCUUUUGUUUUUUGAUGUUCAAAUAAAGUCGUUGUUGGCUGUAGUAGGUGCUGCUCUUAAUGGUUUAUCUGAAGGCGUGUAUGACCAUGCCGAUUCAUAUUUUGCAUGAACCGCAGUGAUAUCCUCUUCCCUGAAUGAUAGACUUUUGUUGAAGUUACACGGAGUGAAUGUUUAUGAAUAAAAUAAAUUACCUGCCGCUCAACCUACAUUGUUAUCUACCCGCCUGCGAAAUUUUUUCGGAUCUACCUUCAUCCCAUUCGUUGUGAAAACCUGACUCUACAAGGUACUCCAUUCUUCAAUUCCUUUCCGCUAUCUCUAGAUUCUAUUAAAGAUACACGAUGGUUCUGAUUCACUUGAAUUUACUUUUUGAAAGAAGACAUAUAAUGGCAUUUAGAUUACGAAACCUAAUGAAUUCAGAUUGCAUGGGCCGUUGAAAUAUGACUGGAGCUAGAGUUCUUUGCCAGUGAGCCUACAGCUUCUGUUAGGAUGAUUUAAUUAUAAUUAAUAUAUGCAACAAAUAUAUCGUGCAGAGGGAGCUUCAGGGAUGGACUCAGGAAUAUAAGGUAGCACAUGACAUGUAUGAUUGUGUUGGUAUGAUCAUUUUUAUUGUUUACAAUUAUGGAAGAUGUGAUUGAAUAAUGUAAGCUUAACGUAUGUUAUGUAACCUGCACAGGUGAUUUUUGGGGGCAGUAACAAUGAUAUUCGAUUUUAGUGCCGCGCAAUCUUUGAAUUGAAAGUGUUUAUAGACAGAAUCAUCUAAUUCUUUUUGUUCCUUGUAAUCAUACACACCUGGACGGAAAUAAACCGCCGCAUUCAGUGAUUGAGUAAUUGUCCGUAUGUUCUAUGAGUCAUUUGUGUUUUCACCCCCAGAAACUGUUGUACUAGACGCUUUGAACAUGUGUUUCUCAGUAUAACCUGGCUAAUUUGAUGCACUUUGUUGACCUGAAGGGUUCAAUCUCAGCUGCAUACCCUGUGAUCAAUGAAAUGAUCUUCUCACCUCAUCUGGACCAUGGUGAAGUGCAACACACAGUAAUCGGCCAUAGUAUCAAAGGUAUGAUUUUGAGAGUAUUCCUUUUUCUUCCAUACGAAUCGUCCUACUUAUUUCACCAUUACAUGGCUAGGUUUUAUCUUUACCAAACAAGGCAGCUUACCUACAGACAUUCAUAAGGCUUUCAUUUCAAGAGAAUAAGGAUGAGGAACGAAAAAAAUCGUACGGACAUGCGCCAUUUGAUAUCUAUAAAGUUGUGCAUGUUGGAUAAAGAAAUAGUUGAAGGAUUAUGCAGAAAUAUGUGAGAUUAUUUUGUAUUGUUGCUUACUUUUUUUUUUUUUUUUUUUUUAAAAGUGUAUGGUUCUCAUGCGAAUAUAUAUACGUGAAUUCAUCUGCUUAGUGGAGAUGAAAAUUUUCUACUAUUAAUGUAUACAGUCUGGAUCCAAUCAUUAUUGUUAGCCCCAUACCACUUAAACUAUAUUAAAUGAAUUUUGACCUUCUCUCCCUCUAUGCAACCUUGGUGAUGCUUCUGCUUUUGUAUUCUUCUUUAGUAUAUUUAUAAUAUUAGUAAAGAAAUAUUUGUCUCCUUAUUGUGCUCUAAUUCGAAAAGGAAAAAUAAUGCUCAGAGAAUCUCACUCAUCUGCAUCCCCACAUAUUUCGUUGUAGCCUUUGUCCAAUCAACUGGACGUAUGGGUCCCAUAACUUCAGUCUUGUUCUACUAGAUAAAUUGUGGUUUGUUAUUUUUUUAGGCUAGCUGAUUUAAACACAGUCUAGUCUGAUGCCAGAACUUUCACAUCCACUUUGUUCAUUUUUCCUGCUCUAUUGACAUUACCCAGUAUACCCACGACUAGCUACUGAAACCUAAUUUGUUCGAGUCAUAUUCAUUUUGGUUCUACCGGUGUAUUUUGCUUCACAUCUCUCCAUGCUUUGCGUUUUUUCCGAUUGUUUCCCAGGGCAUCAACGUCAAGUUAAACUCAAUUUAAUAAUAUUAUAGGAAAUUUGAAUUAGGCAUGGCACACCACUUAUAUUGGGUCAUGGCUAGAGCAAGAAUUAAUCAGAGUGUAAUUUCUGCCCCUGUAUUGUAACAACCUUUUUUGAUUGACCUAGGGAUAUUAUGUUGGUUAAAGAUCCUCCUUAUCUGGUUCCGUUGCCCAUCUCCAUCUUUCAUAUUCUUAGUGGUAACCCAAUUUUAAUACCAAUCGAAGAACCCUUUGUUGAUUUCUUCUUUUAGAGGUGUGCUAGUUGGAGACUAUGAGAUGAAUGGCACUGAUGUCACUGAUGGACCUUUCUAUCAACUCUUUGUACAAGAGCAUCCAAUUAAGUAAAAGGCAUUUGGGAUCAGUAUCCUCUUUAUCCCAAUGGUAAAUAUUGGAAUAAUACACUAUUAUUUCUUACUCCCUUCUUUCCAUUUUUUUGUGUGAAAGCCUCUUUCCUUCUUUGGAGUAAUCUCUGGACUUGUAUACAAUUCUGGCUGUGCAUGGAAUAUAUGUCUGCUAAAAAUUAUUCUUUCUUCGUAAAUUGUUCCCUAGUUUAAGAUCGACGUAGUUUGAGAAUAAUUAUACAAUGACAGUGAAAAUAUUUGAUAGUGCUUUACAAUUUAUAAAAAAAUCUUCAAUUUUAAUACUUCUUACUUGGUUAUGACUAGUAUACUUUAUGAUCUGAUUCUAUCCAGUCAUUUGUUGAAAAUGAAGCCCUUUUUUCUUGAAUGGUCUAUGUUUAACUAUCUACUAUCUGUUGUAGAUAAUGAAGGGGGUGAUUUGCCUUACCUGGUGCCUGACAACAGUGAUGAUGGCUGUUGUACAUCAAGUGAUUAUUACCGAUCUUGCGAUAUCCCUGAUCAUUGCAUUUCUGAUUUAAAUGCUCCUCUGUCAUUUUAUAGAAGCACUGAACUUUGUGAUUCAGUAGAGGAUCCUCGUUCUGAUUCUGAUUACCUCGACUAUGAUAUAAUGUUUGAUGUGCCGGAAAGGUAUAUGAUACUGCCCUUUGUUGAGAGAAACAGGGAAGAAAAUAGUGGUUUCGAUGAAGAUCCUCCCGAUGAAGUGGCACACCACUCACUUGAUUCAAGUCUUUAUCGGGCAAUUCAUCAGAUGGAAUCAUCUGAUGAGGAUACCUCCCAUUCUCAGGCUAUUGAAGAUUUGAGUUCUUUUGACCCACAGCUGUUUCUCAAUAACUUGCCGGAUGUAUCAGAAGCAGUUUCAUCCAUUUGGGCUAUGUUGUUGCCGAAAGAAACACGGAAAAGGAAAACUGUAACCUUGGUGCUUGAUUUGGAUGGUAAGGAAGAAAUCUGAGAUCUGUUGCAUUUUUUUUUCUUCAAAACAUGGUUUUAAUCUGCAAUGUUAUGAAGAUUUUCGUGCCCAGUUUAAUGUUAGUAUUUCCAUGCAGAUUUUCUCUAAUAUUGCCGGUGCUAUUUUUUUAUUUUAUUUCACGUAUUAUUGUAACCUUUCGUUUUUAACUUCAGAUGUGCGCGAAUAGUCGGAAUAGUUCUUUUCCCUGCUAAUUUCUUAUUUUAUAUCGAGGUUCUUGCAUUUAAUCUGGUUUUGGCUGAAACUAAGUGAAUAGGAUUUGAGAUUAGAUGGGCCAAUGUUUAGAAGCUUGUUGCUAUCCAUGGACUAGCAUAUGAAAAUGAUCAACGAAUGUGUCUUUUCUUCUAGUUGUCAGGUUGUGAAUCUAUGUUUGUUGGGGUCAUUUCUUAAGCAGAUUAUUCAUUACUAGAUCGCUCUCAAUGACAAGCUAGUGCCGUAAUGCUGUUUUGUAUGAUCAUUUUCUUUUGAUUAUUUCUCAACACAACUUUGCCUCUGUCUCCCUCGGUCCCUUUGUGACAAGGUCUCUGAAUCUGGGGGUAUUUCCUGGAGGUGUAAGUGGAGCUGUUAGGGGGUAGGGACGAGUUUACUGACUAGUGGGAAGUGCACAAUGACACCAAAUUCAAAUUGUGCCUGGAAUUUACAAAGCUUGAAUUUGGAAUGGAGCUUGAAGACAAAAGUUCUGCUGUUAUUUUCAGCAGGUCCAAGAGUGAGGGCGAAUAGGCUGGGAAAUGUAAUCUUCAAAACAGUUUUGAUUGAUAUUGAACUCUAAUGUAAAGAGGAAGUAAAUAAUUUGUUGCCUUGGCAUUCUGCCUUUCUAGGUUAUCUAUUUUUUUAGUAAAUCGUUGGAAAAUAUUCCCAUAUGGAUCUUCUAAUAAAUCAAUACAGAUAUUCAUAACUGAUUUAGUAAGCGAUCUGAGAUUAGCGUCUGAUUUUUUUUGGAGGGUUUUUGUACUGGAAUAAAUCUUCUUGGAGCCUUAAUCAUUAUCAAUUUCCAUGCAGAAACGCUCGUUCACUCCACCUUGGAGCAUUGUGCUGAUGCAGAUUUCACAUUUCCGGUAUUUUUCAAUAUGAAAGAACACACUGUAUAUGUCAGACGGAGGCCUUACCUGCAUGAAUUUCUGGAGAGGGUAGCUCAGAUGUUUAAAAUUGUCAUUUUCACGGCCAGUCAAAGCAUUUAUGCUGAACAAUUGUUGGAUAUGCUGGAUCCUGACAAAAGAAUUAUCUCUCAGCGUGUUUAUCGUGAGUCAUGUAUAUUCUCUGAUGGUAGCUACACAAAAGACCUGACUAUUCUAGGAGUUGACCUGGCGAAAGUUGUCAUAAUUGAUAAUUCUCCACAGGUAAUUGUUUCCAUGUUACAACUUGAUUAUCUUCUUCUAUCCUUGAAUUGCAUGUUCAAAAAAAUAUUUGCCAAUAUUUUCUGGCAUCACCUUCUAUGAGAUUGGUGUUCGAAUGAAACAUAAGAUUCAGCAUAAGAUAUUUACAAGCUUGCUGAUAGUUUAUUGCGGUUCCAAUUCUACUGAUCUUUAAGAGACUGAAAUUCCAAAUGAAAAUAUGCAUUUAAAGUCUAUAACAAGACCAGGAAGAUGAGAACAUGAGGAUCGAAGUCCAAAUGAGCAUUCCGUGUUAAAUCCCGUAACUAUUUGAAUUUAUCAUUUCCUUCAUAAAUUAGCACGAGAGAGACUGAAGAAAGUUGGAAUUUUCUCCGCAUCCGGGAUUGGCCUUCCCAAUAUCCCUGUAAGCUUACUUGAUCUGGUAUGUUUUUUCCGUCUAUGCUCUGGGCGAUUUGUCAGGAAAGGUACAGAAGAAAAUUUGGAAAGAUAUUUGCAGGCUCGCAGAACAUCAGUAGGAGUGUUAAUUCAGUGAAAGAAUGGUCCAAGUGAGCACUGAUUGGGAGUGGUCAGAAGUCCAGUUUCUUUAGUGGCUACAAACAAUAGGAACAACACUGCAUAUCAUAUACCUUCUUUUUUUUUUCUUCACACCCUGGUCUAGAAUCAUGCUACACUAAUUUUGCAGCAAGUGGGGGAGCUGCUCUGGUCAUCAUCUUCUGCUACUCUUUAUAGAUUAUGCAGCCACGGGCUGAUUAUGAUUUGGGUCAAAGUCAAUGGGGAUUAGAACUUUGCCAAUUCUGCCCACCGUGCUGCCCUCCUCUUGAUUCACUCAAGGAAAAACAAAACUUUUCCGAAGAACUUCAAUCUGCCUCUUUCUUUUUUGAUUCCAUGUUGAAUAAUGAUUGACAACCUAUGCUUCACGGCAACUGAUGAUGGUCAUCACGGGCAUCCUCCUCACGCAUUUUCCUUCCUUUUGUUCUCGAUAAUUUCAGGUUUUCCGGCUGCAAGUGAAUAACGGAAUACCGAUCGAGAGCUGGUUUGACGAUCCGUCAGACUGUGCAUUGAUUUCCCUGCUCCCAUUCCUGGAGACACUGGUCGAUGUAGACGAUGUCCGUCCCAUUAUCUCGGAGAGAUUCAACAAGGAAUAA
This is a messenger RNA of Spirodela intermedia, 6407 nucleotides long. NCBI's taxonomy places the organism in Eukaryota, Viridiplantae, Streptophyta, Magnoliopsida, Alismatales, Araceae. The record is from the annotation of a GenBank genome assembly.